This is a messenger RNA of Colletotrichum navitas, 257 nucleotides long. RefSeq lists its product as uncharacterized. The transcript has a single exon. The coding region runs from base 19 to 252 and encodes 77 amino acids. Lineage: Eukaryota; Fungi; Ascomycota; Sordariomycetes; Glomerellales; Glomerellaceae. The record is from RefSeq and is a predicted model, not a curated record.
AAUGCUUUCUGGAAAGCGAUGUUUUGGAGGUACAGGUACAGGACGGCCAAGAGCGAGUUUGAGGCGGCGAGCCAAAGACUUCAACAAGAGAGGAACAAGGGAGAAGAAUUGGCUUCUGAGCUGAGCCAAUUUCGCCAGGAUAUUGAGAACACUGAAUCAUGGAGGGGAUUAGUUGACGGAAUUCUGAAAGAGAUCCAAGAAGAGUUUGCUGAUCCAAAGGCCAGAAACAAACCUAGGGGAGCCGAGAAGUAGUAAAC